Cucurbitaria berberidis CBS 394.84 is the source of this 1808-nucleotide messenger RNA. RefSeq lists its product as uncharacterized. Gene Ontology annotation, cellular component: mitotic spindle; microtubule organizing center; MWP complex. The transcript has 2 exons. Gene Ontology annotation, molecular function: protein binding. The record is from RefSeq and is a predicted model, not a curated record. NCBI's taxonomy places the organism in Eukaryota, Fungi, Ascomycota, Dothideomycetes, Pleosporales, Cucurbitariaceae. Gene Ontology annotation, biological process: mitotic sister chromatid segregation; microtubule anchoring at mitotic spindle pole body; protein localization to mitotic spindle pole body. Bases 24 to 1808 code for a protein of 594 amino acids.
AUAACCUUGCCCCCGCUCACAAGAUGGAAAGCAUUGACAUAUCUCCGCAAUUCAAAUCAACGUCCCUUUCCGUCACCUCGCCGGCCGCAACACACAUCGCCUGCAUCUCGAGCGCACGACUACAGAUACGAUGCCUGUCGACUUUCGAGAUUAUACGGAGUAUAGCAUUACCGUCGAGCCAUGAUCUCAGGAACUCGAGGAUCGCUUGGUCACCGCCUACCGUAAUCUCCUCUUCAUCCAGACCGUCCUCUGUCUCUACACCACCGCGCCGCUCAUCGCGCACAUCACCUGCCCGUUCAAAUCGCAUACUCGUCUUCGACCAGGACAUGACGCGCGUGUAUGACUUGCGCGACGAGAAAUGGAAUGCAGUAAUCAGCAAUGGCUCAGGCGGCAUGGGGAAGAACGUGCAUGUGGAAUUUGGCGCGAGUGAAGACGAAGUCAUCGUCUGGAGCGACUUCAGCGCAUGUGUAAAGAUAUGGUGUCUUAAUACCGGUCGCGCAGUCGAGAUAAGAGACCCCAAGUUCCCCGGGCGCGAUGGAAGGGGAUGGGCUUACCGCCCAUGGCUCUCGACAAAAAGCAGUACGAGAGGACGAGUCCUUGCUCUGCUUUGCCGCCCAUCGGGGGCCGAUGUCCUCCUGCUCCUCUCCUCACCCUCAUACAGCCUCCUCUCUCGCACGGAACUCCCCACAACCGACGCUUCUGGGCUGAAGUGGAGUCGUGAUGGCCGCUGGCUCGCCAUCUGGGAUGCUGCUUCCACAGGCUAUAGGCUCUGCAUAUACACCGCCGACGGGCACUUGUACCGAACCGUGACCCGCGAACCUACGGACGAAGCGAGUGAGUGGAGUGUAGAGGGAUUAGGGAUUAAGAGUGUGGAGUGGGUUCCGGGUAACCAGUGGCUGGCGGUAGCGGGAUGGGACAGGAGGGUUAGGAUAUUGAGUACAAGGACGUUUGCCCCUGUUGUAUUCCUCGACCACACUGCGGUCAUACAUGUGCCCAGCGCGCCCGUCUAUACCGAGCUCGUUGACGAUCGAGGCAAUCGAAGCUACGCGGCCACCCCGCAGCCUGCUACACCACCCAAAGCGCCGGUUGACAAGAACGAAACGGGGCUGAUGAAGCAGGGUAUCAGUAUCUUGGCUUUCAACGCAGAUGGUACGCUGUGCGCGACAAGGGAUGAUUCAACGCCGAGCACGGUUUGGAUAUGGGAUUUGAAGAGUUUGAAGCCGAGCUGCAUUCUGAUUCAAUACGCGCCGGUUAAGCACCUGCACUGGAACCCGAAUGACCCUUCUACGCUAUUAAUACAGACAACGCAUGACUCGCCGACGGUAUACCUGUAUACUACAUCCAGUCUCGCAGGAUCUGCAGAGUCUCCGGGAACAAUAGGGAUGCAACAAGCGCCUGAGAUUCUUGGUUUAAGGUCGCACAUCCACAAACCAGCCGGCUCUAUACCCGCGAAAUGGACCGCAUCAUGGCUCUCUACCUCUCCGGACAAGAAGCCUGCGUUCUCACUUGGACAUCAACAGGGUUGCGUUCUCGUUUGGCCAUAUGGCAAAGACCAGAUUCUUCGCUUUGAAAACGAACAAGAAGAAGAUAAUGAUGGUGAUUCUGACGACAGUUUGUACGAAAUCUUGACGGGCAGGACACCAAUACCGCAAUUUAGGAAUACUGGGAGUGAGGGCAUAGAAGCCAGUGGGGGCAUGGAGGCUGGCGGAGGUCUAGACGAUACGUUUCGGGAAAGGAGAGAAUAUACCAACGGAACAGAGAGAGGACAGAGCAUAUUUGAUGAGAGCGGCUUAGACGAGAUGUUCUGA